ACGGACAGGUCUCCAGUGUGAGACCUGUGCGCUUCGGGCCUCUCCAUUUUCCCUGCACUGCGGAGGCAUGGCCAGCCGUCCCCACCGCAUCCGCUCCGGCUAUGGGGUCAGGAACUUCAGCUCCUGCUCUGCCGUCCUGCCCAAGCCGUCGGCCCACAGCUGCUCCAGUGCCAUGGCCUACCGCGGGGGCAGUCCUGGGGGGCCCGGCUACAGGCGCCUCGGGGGCUUUGGCAGCCGGAGCCUGUGCGCAGUGGGGUCCCCGCGGAUGGCGGUGAGCUGUGGAUGGCCCCUGCGCAGCGGGGGCAGCUUUGGCUACCGCGUAGGGGGCCUUUGUGGGCCCAGCCCGCCCUGCAUCACCAGCGUGUCGGUCAACGAGAGCCUCCUCACGCCCCUCAACCUGGAGCUUGACCCGAAUGCACAGUGCGUCAAGCACCAGGAGAAGGAGCAGAUCAAGUGUCUCAACAACAAGUUUGCUGCCUUCAUUGACAAGGUGCGCUUCCUGGAGCAGCAGAACAAGCUUCUGGAGACCAAGUGGCAGUUCUACCAGAACCGCAAGUGCUGCGAGAGCAACCUGGAGCCCCUGUUCGAGGGCUACAUCGAGACGCUGAGGCGGGAGGCCGAGUGCGUGGAGGCCGACAGCGGGAGGCUGGCCUCGGAGCUCAACCACGUGCAGGAGGUGCUGGAGGGCUACAAGAAGAAGUAUGAAGAAGAAGUGGCCCUCAAGACCACGGCUGAGAAUGAGUUUGUGGUGCUGAAGAAGGACAUAGACUGUGCCUACCUGCGCAAGGCUGACCUGGAGGCAAAUGUGGAAGCGCUAAGGGAGGAGAUGGGCUUCCUACAGGCCCUCUAUGAGGAGGAAAUCUACCUCCUUCAGUCACAAAUCUCUGACACCUCAGUGGUCGUCAAAAUGGACAACAGCCGGGAGCUCAACAUGGACUCAGUGGUGGCCGAGAUCAAGGCUCAGUAUGACGACAUCGCCAGCCGCAGCCGGGCCGAGGCGGAGUCCUGGUACCAAACCAAGUGCGAGGAGAUGAAGGCCACGGUGAGCCAGCAGGGCGAGAACCUCCGCAGAACCAAGGAUGAGCUCAAUGAGCUGAACCGCAUGAUCCAGAGGCUGACGGCAGAGGUGGAGAACGCCAAGCAGCAGCGGUGCAAGCUGGAGGGCGCCGUGGCUGAGGCAGAGCAGCAGGGCGAGGCAGCCCUCGGUGAUGCCAAAUGCAAGCUGGCAGGGCUGGAGGCCGCCCUUCAGAAGGCCAAGCAGGACAUGGCCUGUCUGCUCAAGGAGUACCAGGAGGUGAUGAACUCCAAGCUGGGCCUGGACGUGGAGAUCGCCACUUACAGAAAGCUGCUGGAGGGCGAGGAGAGCCGCUUGUGUGAAGGCGUGGGCUCCGUCAAUAUCUGUGUGAGCCGUUCCCAGGGUGGCGUGAUCUGCGGUGACCUCAGUGCCACUGUCCCUCGUGGCUCAGGGGUUGUGGCUUCCAGCAGUGGUGCCCUCUGCUCCCCCUCUGUAGUGGGGGCCUGCUCCGGUGUGAGAUCCGUGCGGUUUGCGUAGUGGGCAGGGGACUCCGGCGGGUGCCCCCUCUGAUAGGG
Felis catus (domestic cat) is the source of this 1590-nucleotide messenger RNA. RefSeq names its product keratin, type II cuticular Hb5-like (gene KRT89). Gene Ontology annotation, biological process: keratinization; intermediate filament organization. Bases 68 to 1552 code for a protein of 494 amino acids. The record is from RefSeq and is a predicted model, not a curated record. Lineage: Eukaryota; Metazoa; Chordata; Mammalia; Carnivora; Felidae. The transcript has 9 exons. Gene Ontology annotation, molecular function: structural constituent of skin epidermis. Gene Ontology annotation, cellular component: keratin filament.